Molecule: messenger RNA, 579 nt
Organism: Cercopithifilaria johnstoni
Lineage: Eukaryota; Metazoa; Nematoda; Chromadorea; Rhabditida; Onchocercidae
Source: the annotation of a GenBank genome assembly
AUGGUACAAAAAGAAAUACAAUUAAUAACAUUACUAUGCUUCAUAUGGUAUCAUACAAUUCGAGCGCAACAAGUUAAUGUAACAAUAUUUACCGAAUCAAAAUGUAAAUAUUGUACAAGAUUAUUACGUGAAGAAAUUUGGCCAUUUCAUGUAGAACGACCUGGUAUAAUGAAUAUACAGAUAAUACCAUUUGGUAAAGGUUAUUGUGAUCAUUUUUCUAAUCAUACAUUUCAUUGCCACUGUCAACAUGAACAGGAUGAAUGUGAUUUGAAUAGAUUGCAAAAUUGUGCUAUCGCUAUCUUUCCUCGACGCUACUUAGGCCUAGUAACAUGUGUUCAAGGCUUGUCUAAUAUUUAUGAAGCAUUUUCGCGUUGUUUAACGGGCCUUACGGAAUAUACACGAUAUCGAUUAAUUGAAUGUGCUACAACGCAAAUUGGUGAAACGUUGAAUUAUUAUUCAAUGUUAAAUACUCAUCGAGCAGAGAUUAAAUUAUGGCCAGCAAUGUUUGUAAAUGGUGAAUAUUUCGAGCGCAAUUAUCCAUCCGAAAUUGAGAUUUGUAGGCAUACAGCAUGGUGCUAA